Messenger RNA from Aricia agestis (brown argus), 555 nucleotides. RefSeq names its product biogenesis of lysosome-related organelles complex 1 subunit 2 (gene Blos2). The coding region runs from base 97 to 534 and encodes 145 amino acids. Gene Ontology annotation, cellular component: gamma-tubulin complex; BORC complex; BLOC-1 complex. Gene Ontology annotation, molecular function: gamma-tubulin binding. Gene Ontology annotation, biological process: lysosome localization; endosomal transport. NCBI's taxonomy places the organism in Eukaryota, Metazoa, Arthropoda, Insecta, Lepidoptera, Lycaenidae. The transcript has 4 exons. The record is from RefSeq and is a predicted model, not a curated record.
GAAAUUAGAAUAAACAUUUAGAUUUUUACGAUUACAAUAAUAUUUAUCUUUAGUAAAAUUAUUGUGUUAAUAUAAUAUAUUUGGACUAAAAGAAAAAUGUCUAAAGAGGAUCUGAGUAAAUCUAUGAAAGAAGAAGCAAGAGAUUGUUCAGACCCAGCAAUAUUUACAAGAUCCUCCAGUUUCGAGAUGUUGGAUCCUCAUGACCCGGUUAUCAGCCGCUUGGCGACACAACUUUUCAAAAAGACCAAUGAUUACUUGCAAGGGGAAAUGAGUUCAGGCCAGGAAAAUUAUAGACUUUUGGAAGAAAUUAACAGAAUGGCCAUUACCAAGUUUGGAGACAUGAGGCACCUUACUGUCAACCUGAGUAAAACUUUAACUGAAUGCAUAGACAUGUAUGAUGUCGCAAUAAAACCAAUGCUGCAGCAAAUAGAGGAAAUAGAUGCACAGAUAGAACAACUCGAGGCAAAUGUUUAUCGUCUGGAUGCCUACAGCAAGCAGCUAAAAACCAAAUUCAAAGAACUCAUUGAGCAAUAAACAACAUACUGUUGAAUUUAA